Plasmodium fragile is the source of this 6984-nucleotide messenger RNA. RefSeq lists its product as uncharacterized. NCBI's taxonomy places the organism in Eukaryota, Apicomplexa, Aconoidasida, Haemosporida, Plasmodiidae. The record is from RefSeq and is a predicted model, not a curated record. The coding region runs from base 1 to 6984 and encodes 2327 amino acids. The transcript has 3 exons.
AUGGUGACAUCCGUUAGAGAGGGGGUGAUGUCUACCCACCUGCACACAAACGAGACCAGUAAUCACGUGAACCAACUGCUCAUUAAUAAUGGAACGCCCAACGAACACAGCUACGAAGGGGUAGAAGAGGUGGAAGCGGUGGAAGAGAUGCACGUCAUAGACGAGGCAAGAAGCACAAGUGCACACAGCGGUGUGGGGAUCACCAAUCAACUGGCGCAAAGGAUGAGUCUCCAACGUAGAGUACACCCCAGUGAUUACAUGCACCACGUGAAGGAGGACAAUCACACCCUUACAAACGAGAAUGACACAUUUAUGAAUAAUUUCAUGAACAUUUAUUUAAAUGAAAAGAAAAACACACAAGAUUGUAAUGCGACGCAGUUCACCUCCAACCAGUAUACACACACGAAUCAUCUCUUCAACGAGGAACACUCCUACGUACCCACAAACCAAUAUGAUUACCUCAAUGAGGCGGACACCAAUAUGGGUCACUUCUCUGAAGCAACCACCAUGGAGGGGAGAGACAACCAUGCAAGUGGGAUGAGUAUAGGGACAGAACAUGCCUCCCCUGAAGUUUUAUACAUGCACAUGAUGAGAAGUGGUGAAAGGAAUGAACCCUUUAUUGGUGAUCACUGCCAGGGGGAUUAUUCCCCCAGGGAAAAUUCGCUACUUAGGUGUAAUGGUAUUAAUGGAGGAGUCUCGCCGUGUGUCUUGAAGAACGGAGGUGCGGAAGACGCGUAUAAGGUGCCCUCAAUUGGGGACCACUCAAGAGGGGACAAGCCGGACCACGGCAUGAUAGACAGCAUUUUAAAAAGGGCCCUGCUCAGCAGCGACAUUUUGCAAAACGAAAUUUUAAGCAGCGAAAUGUUAAGCAGUGAAAUGUUAAGUAGUGACGUGCUCACGGAGGUGGGCAUGGUCCCCAGCGUGGCCCCACCGCAGCAGGAGGGCACCGACCACCACGCCUACGCUCGCCACGGAAAUUUCACCCCCGGGCGCGAAGACGCCGGAAUGGAAUUUCACCUGAACAGUCAGGCGAUUUUAGCCCCAGAUCAUCUGGCUAGCCAAAAUGCCCAAAUAAAUUAUAACGAAAUGAAUGGAGGUGCGUGUCAGCAACUUUAUUCAGACAGUUAUUCAGACAGUUACCGACCUCGCCUCGAAGGGAAUCUUUUUUACAAUACACAAUUCCAUGCACAUGGAAUAUCAAAUGAAAAGGAAAACAAAAAUAAUAAUAAAAUUAAAAAUAAAAAUAACCAUCCCAAUAGGGUACUAAAUCGAAGUUGCACAGAUGGACUUCAUGUCUACUACGAGCAACACAGCAGAGGGGGGGAUGGCGGUAGUACGGGGGAGAAAAGUCUGUAUGUGUCGUCAGGGCGAGUGAGCAACGCCAGUGUGGGCAGCGGGGCCCAUGGCCAAAACAUACAGAACACAGAUUGGGAUGAUGAAGGAAUGAACUACAUGUCAUCGUGCAGGUGGAGUGAACGCAGAACAGGAGGUAACUCAAGUGCUGCUCACAGUGAUGGAGUAAAAGUAAUAGGAGAAGGGUCCCCCUGUGAUGUAAACCGUCAAUGCACCCAUUCCAUUCGUAACAAUGUAAAUGUAAUGAGCAGAGUAAGGCACCCUUCUCUUAAUAUAGCUUGUCCUAAUGUUGAGGAAGAAGGCCCUCUCGAUUUGUCAUUUCAAAUGACGUCGCCUUAUACAAAGUCGAAUGAGGAAGGGGGUCCUACCGAAGAGGAAAAAUUAUAUUCAGAUUACUCCACAAGGAAGUGUGAAGAGAUGCAUUACAUUUGUAAGGAAGACGCGUCGCCCAAUUACAUUUGUAAGGAAGACACGUCGCCUCAUUACAUUUGUGAGUGCACGAAGGGACUUCCUAAUUCAUGUGAAAGAUACUCGGGUGGUGACUUGUACUCGUUGGAGACGCAGAUGGACGUCCUGCAUGGGGGGGAGGUGUUAUACAAAAGUGACUCCCCCCACUUGGGGUUAGAACCCUCCAUCGAACACAGUAUACAGUGUAUUGAUGCACGUGUAAAAACAGAACCCAUGGUAGGGGAAGACAGUCAGGUGGUGAUCCGGGACGCAGAUGUGGACCAGGCCCUCCUCGACGAUGUGAAGUUUGAACAGCGAGUACAUAGUAGGAGCCUUCCACAUGGAGUGAUCACAGCGGACCCAUCAAAUGGAGAAAUGUAUUCUCGCAUAACCAUGUGUGUGAACAUCGCUAAGGGGGAACAUGCAGGGGGGAAACAACCCAUGGCGAAUACACCAUUUAAUGGAAGUGACCCGUACCCAAGUCUAUACACGCAGGGUAGCAUGAUGAGCAGCGUGCCGAGCGCACAAACAAAUGGCCGACGGAUGAACCCCGUGGGGCCAGCGACCCCAUCGCAACAGUGCAGUCGCUUCAACGAAGCAGACACGCACAUCAUUAACAGUGAUUACCAUUUUAUGAACGCCGAAGCAGAAGCAGAAGAAGAGGAGGAGCAGGGACCACUCGCUACGGAACACUUCUACCCAUAUAAUUACCAAAGGGACGUAAUGUCUGUUGUGCGAAAGGAAGGACUGGAGGACCAUUUGCCCCAUCAGGAAGAUUUAUUUAAUAGGCAUAACGUUUCUCAUUUCAGCCUGAACAGUGUCCUUAUGGAUUCGCUUGAAGAUGAAUACAAUGCAAGGAACCGUGUGUCGUCUGUUUGCUCGAACAGCUGUGAGGCAUCAGUGGGGACCCUCCACGAUGUUAGUCCUUUAGGUAGUCCCUUAGCUACAGGUGCCACUACCGACUUGCAAAAUCAAAACCCAUUUUCACGAAAUAACACAUGUAAUGUGUAUGGAAGAGACUUGGGGGUGGUGGAAGGAAUGCAGAGCAAUCACUGCUCAAUGAUAUUGCCCCGAUUAAUUCAUAACGACAUGCCUGCAGAUGCAAACCAUGAUCUGGGUCUUCCUCCACUCAUACGCAUGGGUGAAAAUAAUUCGUUCAAUCGUUAUAAUGACUUUAGUGAGGCGUCGCCCACGUGCGUUAAUCUGCCCAGGGGUGUCUCCCACAGUGGCCUUGCAAAUGGUGUCUCUUCAAGUAGCAUCUCCCACAGCGGCCCUGCAAAUGGUGCCUCCCCGAACGAACAUGCCUUCGUGGGUUCUAACUGCUGUACCACCAUCAACGGGAUCAACGACCCGUGUUCCAUGCAGGUAGUAGAUGCUUCGAACAGGUUGUGCCUCCCCAAUGGCACCACCAACCAGAUCGGCAUCUACAACUACGAAUUGCUAACGUUCAAGCAACCCAGUAACUACUAUGAUGGUGUGAACGAUGUCGUGGUGAAAGGAGGAAGACCCGAUGAUGUAACAUAUUAUACCUGUGCCACUCAGUCGGUUGGAGGAGAAAAUAAUUAUGUGCAUGUUCGUGGGGACGAUUUUGGCAGUACCCAUUACUCCACCAAUAACAACUUUGUGAGGACGAAGGAAGGAUUCCCUCAUGUCUCCACAGGGGAGUAUGUACAGGACAGUAGGAGCAGCACCACGACGAGUGUGAUAAAUGAGGAUAUGGUGGUAGGAAGUGGCUUCUCCAGGGGGAAUAUGAACAUGCAAGAUGGUUCCCCGGUCAACACUCUACGCGAUAGUGUGAUCAAGUUAAUGUCCAUGAUGUUGCAGAGGAAGAAGGGGGUAGGGGGUACCAACGGAGUGACAAGCACAACGUGUACAAAUGACAUGGUGUGUAAUACGGGCUACGCGAAUGUCAACCCUAGUCUCACCAACUACGAUCGCUUCCCCAGCCUCAAUCACAACACCACGCAAGGGUCCAAUGAGCAGCGUAAAUACAUGACCUCACAACAGAUGAAGAGUGUUCAGAGGGGAAGUUCACAUCGGCGUGUCUACCCCGGUGUCGAGGCUCCAUCGCGGAAGACACCUCUACAGAACAGCAAACAUGUGAAAAGUGCCAUAAGGAUUCGCCGCUGGGCCAUCCCACGAGUAUCCUCCCCCCGCAUGCAUGAACCGCCCACCGCGAAACUGCGCAUUGUUAAAAUGAGUGUUGUUACGCGACAUAUGCGUACACCUCGCAUUCACAUACCUUUCAUCACCACACAGAGUGUUAGCGGCAGUGGGAAAAGUCUCGCCCACCUCUUCCACCUUCGUAUGGGUACCCCGAGAGUGACCACCACCAGGAUGAGCGUCAUCCGUUCAAUCAACAAUAGCUCCUCCACCCACCUCUCACGCCGAGACGAACAAAUGGUAAUGAUGAAGAGUGUGCUUGGUGAGAAUGAAGAAGGCCAUGUCACGAAUUAUAAUGAGGCGGCCACUACCGGUGCAAACGUACACUAUGAAGAGAAUAGGACAUUCGAAACUAGCCAUAAUGAUGAAACCCCCGUGGAGAAAAAAGCAACAAAAAAGCGCUCGAGAAAGUCCAGAGUAAAAAGAAAAAAUAAAGUCUUUGGAGGAAUUGUAAAAAAGGGAGGCAUUUCUUUCGAUUUGGAAGUUGAAUCGCGUAGAAUUAAGGAGACCCCCUUCUGUGCAUACUCCUUGAUUGACUUACUUAACAACCAUAACGCUGGUAGGAGGGACGGGGGGGUGAAGACGACUGUGAAUGGGGGGGGCUGUAGAGACAUGUUGUGGUGUUCAUGUGACAUUCACCAUAACGUUAACUGCUUCACCGAGUAUGUUCAUUUUUUAAGGGGGAAGACGAUGGGGCAGGGGGAGAAGCAGGAUCGUGAGGAGGAGCAGGAGCAGAUGGACGAAAAUGACGAAACCAGUGAUAGUCGCGGUCACGAUGCAAGGGAGGAAUGUCCGAGUGAGUCGUCCCGCAACAAAACAGAAGGGGGCAAGACAGAAAACACAAAACAGCUGGGAAAGGAAAGAGAAUGUGAUGCAAAAAAAAAAAACUUCCUUCCACAAUGUGAAAACGUAUACUACAAUGUUAAUAAAAUCUGGUCCUCUCAUUUCAAUAGGCCUUUGGGGGACAUAGGUAGGAAAUUAAUAUUAAAAGAAAUUCGUGAAUUACAUUACAAGGAUGCAUUUAAAACCACGUCGCUUCUAACAAGAGAAGGACUCGAUUACGGUAAGGUUCGAUUCAUGAAGGUAAGCGAGCUGUAUCAUUAUAUGUACGCACUGGGUGUCUUUGAAUAUGCUGUGAAAAUUUCUCUGGAAUUUGGAUCCAACAUUCGAAUGAGCAGUGUAGUGACUCAAGGAAAUUAUCGGAACACGUGUAACAAUUUGAAUAACGGGUAUAACUUUUGUUUUAUAUGUUGUUCAUGCAAAAAUCCUUCUCUGAGUUACAUUCCCCUGGGGUUUCAUUUGGCGCAACAUCGCAUGUAUAUAAAAAGCUACUCCACCUUUGUUGAAGAAUUUGCUUCGCGCUAUAUUGUGAAUGGGGCAGACCGCCAGUCCACACGGAGGACCCCUAUGCGUAAGUUUCUUCCCCCCAAUGCUGUCUCCGCUGUUGGCGCAGUUAGCGGUGUUAGCGGCGUUGUUAGCCGCGUGAAUAGUAUCGCUAGCAGCCAGAGUAGCAGUCCCACCAACGCAUUAAGCUUCCGUACCAGCGGCGCCUUCAGUUGCGAGCCCAGUCCAAGUUGGCCUGAUGGGUGGCAGCUCCCGAACGGCUACCCCGAUGGGGAAACAAAGGAAGCGAAAGAAGUGGGAGAAACGAGCAAAGCGAAUGAAGCAGCUCCGUUUCCACGCUGCGAUUCAGGCGCCAGACGCCACCCACGUGUGCGCCCCGGGGCAACCUCCGUGGAGAACCGAAUGGUACCUGUAACGGGUGACUUCGCGCGGGAGGACGUCCAUCCUAAGGGAGCAGGCGAAUGCCAAGAGGACACACACACGAACAACAGCAUAAGUGACGCAGAGGAGGAAAGGGAAGUGCAGGAAAAUUAUUGCAUUGGGGAAAACUUGAAGAAGGGUGAUGAAGACGACAACGGGAGUAGUGGCAUAGCGGCAGGUAGCACCACCACUGGCGAUGUUAAUGGAAUUGCCUCCUGCAGCGUCAAUAAGCAUUCCAGUGGCUGCACCUCUGGUUACGCCUCGGGCGGUGGCUCCACUUGCCACGCGUGCAGCAGUCACUCGUACACCAGCGUCGGAAAGCACCAACCCUACGUCCCCAACAAUUGUUCUGUGUACAUGCCCGAACUGUUGAGCCACCCUCCAAGGGAGAAAAGCACCCCGUAUGGUUACUACAAAGAAAGACACGAUGCUACCAGUGAGGUGGCUGUAUCAUCAACAAUGAAAGGGGAGGCAUGUGCAAAUUGGAAGGAGCUCAUUUUGACCCUAAUUAAAAACGAGGACAGUAAUUGUAAUGAGCGCGACGCAGAGAAGGACGGCAAAUUAGUGAAGGGGAUUAACAACCCAUACGAAGUGAACGAGGUGAAAAACGCAUGUCCCUACAUUCAUGAGGAGAUUGCUUCCAACGGUGGAGGCCACUUGUACGUGGGGCAAGCAAAAAUCUUAAGCCCCCCAGGAGCUGCGACAGGGAGUCCCCAUGACAGCGUCAAGGGAGACGAGGAAAACAUUGUGCAAGGUGAAAAUGUGAAGGAAGUUGAAAGGGAAGUUGUGAAGGAGGAGGAAGGAAAAACUGCUCGGUUAGAAGGAGGCCCCUCCCAAUGCGACGACUUCGUAACAGGAGACCCCCCCCAAUGCGAUGAUUGCCUUCAAGAAGACCCCGAAGAAUCCCAACUCCACACCGAAAGCGAAGGAGAAAGGCAGUCAAAAGGAAAAAAUAAAAUUAUCUAUCGCGGUGUCGAGGGGGACUUGGUGCAAGCGGAGUGCAUGCACAGAUAUGGAUUCCCAAGCGCGUGUAACAGUGGCGGUGGCAGUGACAGCGGAAGCAGACGCACGCGCGCAGAGGCCACUAACAUAAUUAAGAGGAUCAAAAGGAACAAAGUCUACACGUCCAUAAUACAUAACCUACUCAAAGAAUUGCUUUUGUUUCACGGACGGAAGCUAAUAGACCUGGACGAAUCUCAGCGAGUGGGAAGCGAAAUGGUGUGUCGGUCGGUGCACGGAAUUGAUCCACAUGCAUAG